ACCAAAUCUGCCCUCCGGAGCCAUGCUUCGAACUCUACCCUUUACGCAUCAGGUGGCCCUCACGUUGAUUCUCAUGCGCUGUGAACCUGGAGCGAUUGAUUGCGCUCUAGCAAGAUGAUCUUGUUCACAACAUGGACUGCACUUACCCUGCUCACUGUUGCAAGGACGUGGUGCACACACCCUGAUGCUCACACUCCAUCAGAUGUCCAGGUUGUGCUGACAUUCCACAGCUCUUCGGUCAUACAUGGCAGAAUCAUGACAUCGGCGGGAAGAAGUGGUGAUGAUGAAGCCGAGCUGAAGAUCAGCCCCCGUAGACGACAUUGUCUGAAACCGAGCAACGUGUACACACGGACUGACUCCAGGCUCUCAAAAGGCCUAAGCGGGCUAAUUGCAUCAGACAGCACAGCACCAUGAUCUGCUCGAGUAUGGCUUCCCCGCUCUUUGGCAUGCAUCAACACGAGGUCUGAGUCCCAUACCAUCUCACGGGAAUUCAGCCCAUCGUGCAGCUUCGAGUUGUGUGGCUUGCGCAGCAAAUACGAGGUG
This is a messenger RNA of Exophiala viscosa, 543 nucleotides long. RefSeq lists its product as uncharacterized. The record is from RefSeq and is a predicted model, not a curated record. The transcript has a single exon. The coding region runs from base 115 to 414 and encodes 99 amino acids. Lineage: Eukaryota; Fungi; Ascomycota; Eurotiomycetes; Chaetothyriales; Herpotrichiellaceae.